UGCUUAAGAAUAGAGGAAGUCGGUAAUGGUGACGGAUGAUGUGGACCUGAAUCGGUCGAGAGCAUCAGCGCGUCUUCAAGAAAGAAAGAAAGAAAAAAAACCUCUUAAAGACGGACUCACGGAUAUGAAGCGGGGUUUUUGAGAGGUGUUUGAGUUUCUCUGGACAGAGACAGAAUACACCCACAGUCCGCGAUGAUGGCAGAAUGCGAUCCCACCGACGGCGAGCCGGAGAAAGGCGGCGGAGAUUUAACACCGGAGACGAACUUUCUCACGUCAGAGGUGCCCGCGGUGUUAUUUGAAAAGACCCGGCCGGUUCCGUCACUGGGACUUUCGCUGAACCCCGGGGCAGCGGUCCGGAUCUCGGACUCGACGGAAAGCGUGCUAACGGAGCUAGAAGCGGACGGGUCGGGGGAAGAGGCGCUUCUGUUACCAGGACCUGCCGGAAAUCUCUCACCUAGGGCUGGAAGAGAAAAAAGGACGCGGAGGAACAGACAUAGCUCAUCAUCUGAUAAUCUGGCAUCUCCAGGUAAUAGCAGUGGAGAAUUCAACCAUUUCCCAGAAGACCCAGAGUUUGGAGAGAUUAUCCAGAGGGCGGAGCAGGCAAUAGAAAAUGGCGUCUUUCCUGAACGCAUCUCGCAAGGAUCCAGCGGAAGCUACUUUGUCAAGGAUCCUAAAGGGAAAAUCAUUGGUGUAUUUAAACCAAAAUCAGAGGAGCCUUAUGGUCACUUAAACCCUAAAUGGACCAAAUAUUUCCAUAAAGUCUGCUGCCCGUGCUGUUUUGGCCGUGGCUGCCUCAUUCCUAACCAAGGCUACCUCUCUGAGGCAGCUGCCUCACUCGUGGACCAAAAACUGGGUUUGGGGAUCGUACCCAAAACUAAGGUUGUAAAUUUGGCAAGCGAGACUUUUCACUAUAGUGCAAUUGACCGUGCCAAAUCCCGUGGUAAGAAAUAUGCAUUGGAGAAAGUCCCCAAAGUUGGACGGAGGUUUCACAGAGUUGGCCUUCCUCCAAAGGUGGGCUCCUUUCAGCUGUUUGUGGAGGGCUAUCAUGAAGCAGACUACUGGCUAAGGAAGUUUGAGGCAGAGCCUCUUCCAGAGAACAUGAGGAAACAGCUUCAGUUUCAGUUUGAGAGGCUGGUGGUGCUGGAUUAUGUCAUUAGAAACACAGACAGAGGGAACGAUAACUGGUUGAUCAAGUAUGAAAAGCCAGGCGAUGGAGAGCUGACAGAGAAGGAAUCUGAAUGGACUGACCCAAAAGACUCAGCCAUAAAGAUUGCAGCUAUAGAUAAUGGUUUGGCCUUCCCUUUUAAGCACCCUGAUGAGUGGAGAGCAUAUCCGUUCCACUGGGCUUGGUUGCCUCAGGCCAAAGUGCCCUUCUCCCAGGAGACCAGAGACCUUGUGCUCUCACGCAUUUCUGACAUGAACUUUGUACAGGACCUCUGUGAGGACCUUUAUGAGAUGUUCAAGACGGAUAAAGGGUUUGACAAAACCAUGUUUGAGAAACAGAUGUCCGUUAUGAGAGGACAGAUCUUAAACCUGACCCAGGCUUUGAAAGAUGGGAAGAGCCCCAUCCAGUUGGUGCAGAUGCCUCGUGUGGUGGUGGAGAGGAGCCGUGGAGGAGGCCAGGGUCGUGUGGUCCAACUGGGCAAUGCUUUUACCCAGACGUUUCACUGCAAGAGACCCUUUUUCACCUCCUGGUAAAGGGGCCUCACAGAGAGGAGGAAGACUGAGUGAAAAUGGACGAGGGUCAGAUUCAGACACUGGAUGGAGAACUUUCUGAUAAGGACUUCCUGGAUGAAUGUAGCAAAGAGAGAGACUUAAAAGACUGCACAGAGGUCUGUUGUGGAGGAUCUGAGGCCUUUUGUUUUCCUGAGCCUUUUCCCAGAAUUCUCCUCUUCAGCUCACUUUGGCUGUCAAGUUGGAAUGUCAAAAGGGAAUCGUUCUUUGAAAAUGUUGAAGUUUUGUCGUGACAGCCUUUCUCAACUGCCAAUUAUUUUGUAAGUAUAAAUAUAGAUAUUAUAAAUGAAGAAUGAUGCAUAAAAUGUAAUUUAAACUUGAAAAAAUGCUUGAAUGUAUCCUGCAAGUUUACAUUUUACACUUCUCCUGAGGACAUUUCAACACCAAGGAACACUGGUGACCGUGGUAUUUAAUAUGAUGAAUGUAUUUGCUGAUCAUGUAACAGGAUGCUGGUAACAGUAUAUACAUUGUUAAAAGUGGGUGAUUUGAAGCCCCUGGUAAAAGUAUAAUUCCAAAAGGUUUUUUUCUCUCUUUCACACAAUCCCGUGUAUGCAUCUUGGACUUUGUAUUCCAGCUGAACGGUUGCUAAAGUAGAGCUGUAUAUUAAAAAUGAAGUAAAUAAAAAAAAAAAAAAAAAUAAAGCUUUGGUAUUGGUAAAAAUA
Ctenopharyngodon idella (grass carp) is the source of this 2396-nucleotide messenger RNA. RefSeq names its product phosphatidylinositol 4-kinase type 2 beta (gene pi4k2b). Gene Ontology annotation, molecular function: 1-phosphatidylinositol 4-kinase activity. Gene Ontology annotation, biological process: Golgi organization; endosome organization; phosphatidylinositol phosphate biosynthetic process. Gene Ontology annotation, cellular component: plasma membrane; trans-Golgi network; endosome. The record is from RefSeq and is a predicted model, not a curated record. The coding region runs from base 193 to 1698 and encodes 501 amino acids. The transcript has 10 exons. NCBI's taxonomy places the organism in Eukaryota, Metazoa, Chordata, Actinopteri, Cypriniformes, Xenocyprididae.